AAAAACAACAACAAUAAAACUGCGAACAACAACAAAGCCAACAGCAAUAAAGCCAACAACAACAACAACAAAGCCAGCAACAAAAGCAACAACAAAAAGAAGAGCUCAAAAUGUACCAAGGCAUGUCUAUCCGGUCUUAAAAGCCUCUUUUAUCUCCUCUUGGUUAUUGUUUUCUGCACACAUGGCUUGCUUCCAGUUUUCUUCUGGACAUUCCCAGAAAUCAGCAACUUUGUGAUAUUCUCAAACCGACUAAAGUGGACAGUUUUCGCGAAUUUGAGUGACCCUCACUCUUUCGGUUUGGAUUAUACCAGAAAUUUCUUUCUCCAGUCAAAGCGGAAUAUUAAGCUGGGUGCUUGGCAUAUACUUCCUGAUAAUUUAAGGAGCAAGGGCAAAGAUUUUAGUGAUAAUGACUUUGAGAAAAGUCUUCAAAAGUCUGGAGCACCAAUUGUGAUGUAUAUGCACGGAAACUCCGGUUCCAGGGCCUGCAGUCACCGUGUCAAACUGUAUCAUCGUUUAUCACAGAUGAAUUAUCACAUAAUAACUUUUGAUUAUCGCGGAUUUGGUGAAUCUACUGGUAUCCCCUUCGAAGAUGGUGUUGUUGAAGACAGUCUUUUUGUAUACAACUGGAUUAGAUCAAAAGUAUCCCCAGACACACCCAUUAUCUUAUGGGGACAUUCUUUAGGAACUGGAAUUGCUACAAGAUUAGCGAAGAUCUUGUGUGAUGGUGGCAUGCCACCCUCUGCUCUCGUCUUGGAGUCACCGUUUAAUAACAUCCUGGAAGCUUCAGCAAAUUUGCCGCCAUUCUCUUUAUACAGACCAUUCCGGCCACUGAGUUACAUGAUUCUCAGCUCUGUCGAAAGAUGUGGAACAGAAUUUGCCAGUGACCAAAAUAUCAAAGAUGUAACAAGUCCUAUAUUAAUCCUCCAUGCAGAAGAUGAUGGACUUAUACCCAUAAAGCUUGCCAUGAAGCUUUAUAUGGCAGGUAUGGAAUCACGGCCCAAAACCAGUGGACAAUUGCAGUUAGUGCCAUUCGACAAAAGCUUUGGUUAUGGACACAAACACCUGCACAGUGCACCUAAUUUUGCCUCUGUCGUCAAAUCAUUCGUAGAGUCUUCCACGUAAUAAUCGAUGCCAAGAACAACAGAGGUGGUUUGUGUAAACUUGGUGUAAUAAAAUCAUUUGAAAUAUAUUGUUUAAAAAGAAAAAAAUAUAUUAUUUAUAAUGAUAGUAAAAAAAAACAAA
Octopus sinensis (East Asian common octopus) is the source of this 1242-nucleotide messenger RNA. Its product is annotated as lysophosphatidylserine lipase ABHD12. Gene Ontology annotation, biological process: monoacylglycerol catabolic process; phosphatidylserine catabolic process. Gene Ontology annotation, molecular function: phosphatidylcholine lysophospholipase A1 activity; monoacylglycerol lipase activity. NCBI's taxonomy places the organism in Eukaryota, Metazoa, Mollusca, Cephalopoda, Octopoda, Octopodidae. The record is from RefSeq and is a predicted model, not a curated record. The annotation marks the transcript as partial. Gene Ontology annotation, cellular component: endoplasmic reticulum membrane. The transcript is spliced from 12 exons.